UAACCUAAUUUUAUUGUUAAUUCGAGAUAUUAUUAAUAAAAAUCGAAUAAUGGUUACUCAAAUCGAAAAUGCAAAUGAUUUUGAACAAAUUUUAAGGAAACCAAAUUUAAUUAUCGUGCAUUUUUGUGCCGAUUUUGUCGAACAAUGUCAAAUGGUCACAAAUUAUUUAAAAGAAAUAUCAGAAAAAACUGAUAUUAAAAAGGCAAAAGUAUUGUUUUAUAACUGUCCGGCUGAAGAAUUAUCAGAAAUAUCAUUAAAAUAUCAAAUUGAAGCUGUCCCCACAAUACUGUAUUUUCAAAAUGGAAAGUUAUUAGACCGUGUUAAUGGAACAAAUUUAUCAAAAAUAUGGGAUAAACUACUAGAAUUAAGUAAAGUCUCAAAUACAUCAAGCACAGAACCAAAGAAAUCGUUAAAUGAACGAUUAAAAGAUUUAAUUAAUCAACAUCAAGUCAUGGUAUUUAUGAAAGGUAAUCGAGAACAACCAAGAUGUGGGUUUAGCAAACAAUUAAUGGCAAUUUUAAAUGAAACUGGAGUUGAAUUUAAAACAUUUGACAUUCUUCAAGACGAAGAAGUACGUCAAGGAUUAAAGACAUAUUCUGAUUGGCCAACAUAUCCACAAUUGUAUGUAAAAGGUGAAUUAAUUGGAGGUUUAGAUAUCGUUAAAGAAUUACAAGCUGGAAACGAAUUAUUACCAACCUUAAAUGGAUAAAGUGUAGAAUCAACUUACAUACAUUUAGUUCAUUUUUGAUAUUGUGUUCCAUUCAUAAUUUCAAAUAAAUAUUUUAAAAUA
Molecule: messenger RNA, 790 nt
Organism: Chrysoperla carnea
Lineage: Eukaryota; Metazoa; Arthropoda; Insecta; Neuroptera; Chrysopidae
Gene: Grx3
Product: glutaredoxin-3
Exons: 3
Coding region: 50-709 (219 amino acids)
Source: RefSeq, a predicted model, not a curated record